AUGAUUGCUGAGGCUGUUGUUUCAUUUGUCAUAGAAAAAAUUGCAGAGCUCCUUGUCGAUGAAGGGGUCUUCCUCCACGAAGUACGUGGUCAGGUCGAGUGGGUCGAAGCAGAAUUGAGGUCGAUGUGGGCCUUCUUAAAAGAUGCAGACACAAAACAAAAGGAUGAAAGGGUGACGAAUUGGGUGGCGGAUGUCAGAGAUGCUGCUUACAAUGCGGAAGACGUCAUCGACAACUUCGUCCUUAAAAUAGAACAAGGAAGGAGAAGAGGGUUAGUUGGUUUCAUCAAGAGGUUCGCUCCCUUUAGUGAUGAACCAAUUGCUCGGCGUCAGCUAGGCAAGGAUAUCCAAGAGAUAAAGAAUAAACUUCUUGAGAUCUCUAAGAGAAGAAAGACUUAUGGCAUUGAGAAUCUAAGCAAAGGAGGAGAAGGAAGCAGUUCCAUGAGCGAAAUUUUGCGAGAGCAGAGGUGGACCUCUCCUCUACUAGAAGAUACAGAGGUCGUUGGUUUCCAAGAAGACAUGAGAACGUUGGUGGCACGGUUGAUCGAGGGCGAGUCGCGGCGCUGCAUGAUUUCUGUUGUUGGAAUGGGUGGUCUGGGCAAGACUACUCUCACCAGGAAAGUUUAUAAUCAUGAUGAUGUUAAAAAGCAUUUUGAUUGUUGUGCAUGGAUCUAUGUAUCUCAAGAAUAUGAUGUGAGGGGUCUUUUGCUUAACAUUAUGAGAUGCUUUAUGAUUCCCAUUGCAGAACAGAUAAGCAUUGUUCGGUUGAGGGAGAAGCUUUUCUUGCAUUUGCAAUCGAGGAGAUAUUUUGUGGUUGUAGAUGAUAUCUGGAAGACUGAAGCAUGGGAUGCUUUAGCAGCUGCCUUUCCAGACAUGAAUAACGGAAGUCGGGCCAUACUUACCACUCGCACUCGCAACAGAGACGUAGCUUUACAUGCAGACAUCCAGAGCUGUGUUCAUGAUCUGAAACUUCUAAAAACAGAUGAGAGCUGGAAGUUGUUUUGUCAAAAGAUAUUUUUCAAGCAAGAUAGCUGUCACACCCCAGACUCGUUGGGUCAGUUGCAAGGGACCCAAGCUUCCAUGAACUACAGGCCCUCGAAUACAGUCAUGAACCCCUUCUGUACCGUUGGAUCGAACCAGCCUCCAAGGGAUCCUGUCUAUCUUCACUGGCCGAGCCCUGCUAUGAUGUAUGCACAAUCCUGUGAGCGUUUCAGACAAGCUGUUUUUCAGGCGCCCUUCUAUCAGCAACCCUUAAGCUUUGAUUAUUCCCAGCACCGCUAUGGAGAACAGAAAAUGUCGCAGAAUGGUUGA
Molecule: messenger RNA, 1308 nt
Organism: Magnolia sinica
Lineage: Eukaryota; Viridiplantae; Streptophyta; Magnoliopsida; Magnoliales; Magnoliaceae
Product: putative disease resistance protein At1g50180
Exons: 2
Coding region: 1-1308 (435 amino acids)
Molecular function (GO): ADP binding
Source: RefSeq, a predicted model, not a curated record